GCAUUUUUUUCACCAUUAAGGCCCGAUUCAGGUAUAUAUAUGGACCGCUUCGUUGCUGCUUCCUUUCUAAAAUCUUUGUUGGGUUGUGAGGGUAUGACGAUUUCCUUUUGCUUUACCUUUUCGUGCAGGCUGCGGAACUGUUGUAUUUUAUUGUCUUCGAAUCCAGUGACGGCUUCAGCUUUAGGCUCGUCAUCCAUAUCGUCGUCAUCGCCAAAAUUGAUGCGUUUCGAAGCAUUGGCUUUUUGUUUUGGCGCAAAUUUCGGUGUGCUGGUACGCUGGCCACCAAAACUCAUGGAGAAUCCCAUUUUCUUGCCUUGAUCAGCCAUGGAUCUAUGUAAUUUGCGUAGCUGCGUUCAAAAGAGAAUUUCAAAAUGCUGGAACUUGGUUGGAAUCGCUUUGCGGCCAAAAAGCAGUCUCAAAUUUUCAGCUCUUCUCCCCAAGCAACAGCUCCAUUCCUACUUCAUUCCCUUCAUGUCAGGAGCAAACCUCGCGAAAGCUCUAGCUAGCAAAGGAAUUACACUUAUACAUGGUUCUCAUAAUGAAACGGUGAAGCAUCUAGUCAAGCUUAGAGAGAAAAAGUCAUAUCGCCACGAACAACGUAGUGUGCUUGUUCAGGGCCAAACCACAAUUCAAGAACUACUGGAUAGAAAUAUAAAGUUAAGGUCGAUAGGAUUGACUUUAAGCAAAGGCGUGGAUCAUUUAGAGCUGGACCGUAAAAAGUUCCCAGCUGAGCGCUAUUUUGUGUGUGAUAUCAAUAACACACGCAGGAUCUUGGGAACAGCGUCACAACCCACUGCGAAUGAAAUGUUUGCCGAGGUGGAGUUACCCCAUGUGGAAUUCUCACCAGCCGUUGACAAAUUGAUUGUUUUUAACAACAUAUCUGACCCUGGUAACUUGGGAACUCUGGUACGAACUGCCAAAGCUUUGGGCUGGACGACCGCGGUGUUGACGGAUAACACAUGCGAUCUGACCAACGACAAAACGAUAAGAGCAUCCAAAGCCGCCGUCAUUGAUUACCCUCACAAAAUAAUUCCAUCCAGUCAGUUGAUAGACUACCUUGUUAAAACGAUGCAUAUGACACCCAUCGUAGCUGAUACUCCACCUCAUGACAUAACGGACACUCUGUCAUCCAAUACUGGGAUUUUUUUCUGGAAGAAGACAAGUGGUCAACAUUUAGACAAGUUACCUGAUCGCAUAGCCUUGAUAUUGAGCUCAGAGCAUCAUGGGCCAAGUCAUAUUGACCCUAAUGUUCUAAGGGUAUCCAUACCCAUGGCAUCCAAUGUCGAAUCUUUAAACGUAUCCAGUGCCGGAUCCAUCCUAUUGUUUCAGUUGAAUCAAUUACUUGGAUCCCCAGGACAAGAUGUAAAUGUGCGCCGGUAGAGGAAAACAAUGCCCAAUCUCGGAGGAUAAACCCCUAUAUCCAAAAAGA
This is a messenger RNA of Umbelopsis ramanniana AG, 1429 nucleotides long. RefSeq lists its product as uncharacterized. Gene Ontology annotation, biological process: RNA processing. Lineage: Eukaryota; Fungi; Mucoromycota; Umbelopsidomycetes; Umbelopsidales; Umbelopsidaceae. The transcript has 2 exons. Gene Ontology annotation, molecular function: RNA binding; RNA methyltransferase activity. The record is from RefSeq and is a predicted model, not a curated record. Bases 325 to 1380 code for a protein of 351 amino acids.